This is a messenger RNA of Gossypium arboreum, 1138 nucleotides long. RefSeq names its product transcription initiation factor IIB-like. The record is from RefSeq and is a predicted model, not a curated record. Gene Ontology annotation, cellular component: transcription preinitiation complex; nucleus. Bases 59 to 925 code for a protein of 288 amino acids. Lineage: Eukaryota; Viridiplantae; Streptophyta; Magnoliopsida; Malvales; Malvaceae. Gene Ontology annotation, molecular function: TBP-class protein binding. Gene Ontology annotation, biological process: transcription preinitiation complex assembly; DNA-templated transcription initiation. The transcript is spliced from 2 exons.
UAUAAAUACAUCCCAAUACUGUGUUCUUCCACCGUCAAUACAUUACAAAGCUCUAACUAUGGCUUCCAGCUUCUGUUCAACCUGUGAAAUAGACACUGAAACUAUUGUUGAUCAUAGGGCUGGCUAUAAUUUAUGUUCUCGAUGCGGCUCGGUUCUUGAAAUCGGCCCGUUUGAUGAAAUUCCCGACUUGCCAAUCUUCUCAGAUUCCGAUGAAAAUUACGAUGAAUCUCAAUACCCACUUUUCGAAAUCGAUAUGUCGACUUGGGGUCCGAGCUUAAACUCCAAAAAUCAAAAGAACGUCAAGUCUCCAUUGAAGAAAGGCUUGAACCUGCUUGCAGUCAUGGGGGACAGGUUAAGGUUGACGAAAGAGCUCAAAGAAAGAGCUGCUGAGAUAUACAACAUAGUCGAUGAUUAUAGAACGUGUAGAGGACGAAGCCUAAAUUCCAUUGUCGCGGCUUGCCUUUUUCUUGCUUGUAAAGAAAGCGGAUCUUCUCGAACGUUGAGCGAAAUCGCAAAGGAGGCGGACGGAGUGUCGAGGAAGAGCAUUAAUCGAACCGCCGAAUCGAUAAAGAAACAGCUGGAAGUGGAGACCUGGAAGGUGCAGCCCAGCGACCUCAUCGAACGAUUGUGUUCGAAUCUCGGACUGGGAAAUCAAGCCAUUAAAGCAGUCAAAGAAGCUGUUGAAAGAACAGAAUAUCUUGAUAUAAGGAGGAGUCCCAAGACAGUUUUGGCUGCCAUUAUUUACAUGGUAAUCCAGCUUAGCCAUGACAAAGAACCAGCUCCGGUUAAAGAUAUUGCAAAGGUAAUGGAGGUUACUGAGAUUACAAUCAGGAAAUCAUUCAAGGAUAUUUCAAUUUUUGGAACAAAGCUGAUACCUGAUUGGUAUGCUAAGGAAGAGGACAUCAAGAAAAUUCCCAUCCCUUGAAGCUUUAGUGCAACAUUUUUACAAUAUCGGUGGACAUGAUGUUUUUGUUCUAAUAUUGAUACAUAUAGGUAUCAAUAUGUUUUUUGUUGUAUUACCACAGAUUUAUCUUCUUCUUCUUUUUACUAAGUAAUUAAACUAGAUCAACAAAGGAAUAUACUCAAAUAGUAUUAAACCGAGGCUUAUAGUGCGAACUGAUUUUGUCAAACUAUCUGC